Messenger RNA from Dichomitus squalens LYAD-421 SS1, 2367 nucleotides. Its product is annotated as POP1-domain-containing protein. NCBI's taxonomy places the organism in Eukaryota, Fungi, Basidiomycota, Agaricomycetes, Polyporales, Polyporaceae. The record is from RefSeq and is a predicted model, not a curated record. The transcript has 12 exons. Gene Ontology annotation, cellular component: ribonuclease MRP complex; nucleolar ribonuclease P complex. The coding region runs from base 1 to 2367 and encodes 788 amino acids. Gene Ontology annotation, biological process: tRNA 5'-leader removal.
AUGAAGGGGCUCCCAGGUGCGAUAGACGUGGAGAAAUUUGCAGAGUCCCGGGCAUUCGAAAUCAACGCCAUGCACGAAGCCAUGCAUAACGCUAGGUCAAAUUCUACUGCGCGCGCUUGGCAGCAGCUCCCUAGACAUCUGCGUCGCCGAGCCGCAAGCCAUGAUGUCCGACGAGUUCCCCUGAGGUUGCGAGACAAGGCUCGUGCCGAAAUGGAUCCUGCCCGUCGCAAAGCACUAGGCCGCAAUAAUCCCAAACAAGGAAAACUCAAGAAGGUGCGGCGCACUGUAGCCCUCCUCCGUCGACAAAAGGAUAAGACGUGGUUGGAGACGCAUAUAUGGCAUGCGAAGAGGAUGCACAUGGACAACAUGUGGGGGUACAGACUGGCCAUCACGCCUACGGAGAAGUCAUUCAGGCCGUCACAUAGGGCAUCUGUGCAUGGGUCUAUCCUACACGAUGCUUCUUACUUCGCUACCAUUGAGCUCAAGGGUCCUGAGGACAUCAUCCGUGAGGCUCUUGCCAACUGCUGCGACUGUCAAGGACCCAGCGCCGGUGCAAAGAGGUUUCUAACAGGUGCCCGUGCGACUGAGACCUAUAUCUACGAAUACAACAAGUAUCCAUAUGGCCUCAUUGGUCCUGCUACAAUCAUGUGGCACGCCGACGCUCCAGGGCCGAAUGGGCCGCAGGCCCCUGCCAUUAUCAGAGGCACGAACGCCAAAGGAAAAGGCGAUGGAAAGGAGAAGGAAGUGCCAUGGGUAGACCCAGAGCGGCGUAUCCGGAUCGUCUGGAUCCGUGUCCAUCCUUCGAUGACGGAAGAGGUACACGAGGCGCUCCGUGUCUCGACGGCCUUUGCACUCGACGCGGCGAAGCAGACGGGACGCACUGCUGAGGUGGAAAUUGCGGACCUCAGAGAGCACUUCAAUGUGUUCGAGAUCAUGGGCCCAAAGGCAAGCCAGGUCAUCAAGGGUGCCUUAAAACCUGUAGACGACAAGCGAGACGAGUUCAAGCGGUUCUGGACCUCUUUGAACCGCAUACAGUCCGCAGGCGCAGUGCCGCGAGGGAUGGUGAUUGGUUUCACGGUCCACGACCCGAGGCUCAGUUUCCCGCCUAAGAACGUGAAACUGAAUAUCGAGAGUGGACCAUCGCUUUCGCCAGCGUCCACCGUUUUUCCUUCUGCUUGUCUGGCUCAAAGCCAGAUUUGGGACGAAGAUGUCCGGAUGGUCCUGCGCAAACCGAGGUACAAGAAGAAAGACUUAGACCAGCGUCGAUCAAACAACCUUGUCCCCGGAACGCCGCUGAAGUCCGAACGCAACGACGACCGCGUCCCCGUUCUCCUCAUUCAACGCUCGGUGGAGAAUGCCGCCCUCUCCCAGAUUCAAAACUUUCCCCGCCUCUCGUCGACGACGUCCCUGCACGGCUGGACGCUGAUCGUCCCCCAGGGCUGGGGCAUGCCCUUCCUGUCCUCUCUCAUCUAUACCGGCACCCGCGUCGGCGGACAACGUGAACGCCAGACACAGGCGUUCGAAGCGGGUUGCACAUAUUUCCCGCGCGACUUCCCGACGACAGAGGCGUACGACGUGUACGCCGAGGACAAGGAGGACGAGGAACGCGAGGCAUGGGAGCGGAAGCCCCCAGCGAAACGGCCGAAUUACGAGAAGCUGGGGACGAGGAGCCCGUGGAGGCCAGAUUGGGGCGUCGUGCUUGGUAUCGAAGAGCCAGCGAAGUCGCACCCGGAAGCGGAGGAGCUCCUAGACACGCAAAGGGACCCGAUGGUCGCUGAUGAGGCGGCGGCAACGGAAGGAAAUAGGAAGGUUGAUAUAUGGCUGCUGAGGGGCCCGGACAUCCCACAGCUUGUAGCGGAGGUCUCGUCGAUGCUGAACCCGGCCGCCGGACUACUCAGUCAGGUCAACCAGGCGCGCGCGAAACGCAAGCUUGACCCGCUUCCGGUGAACUUGCAUGCAGACGACUUGAUCAAGGGCGCGCUCGUUCAGGUCAGCAUUACGUUGUGCGGGCGAGGGUUUCCCGACGAUUUGGCUAUCAUCUACCGCGUCGGAGAUGACGAGGCGAAGGAGUGGAUGAGGGCCGAAGUGAAUAAGAAAAAUGGGCUCUCGUUGCUCCAAGAUGGGCCCGACGAGACUGAGCUAUCACAGGUUCCUCCUCCGUCUGAGGGUAUCAUUGGAUAUGUCACGACGGGUAACUUUUCGCUCUCGCUUGGUGAAGGACAUGCGGUUGGCGCUAUACCCCUUUCGCAGUAUCUGGACCUGCGCAAGCAAGCCCAGAGGCUGCGCAACGAUACGAAGCUGCUCGUCAAGUUGCGUAAUCGUCAUGAGACACGUUGCCGGGCGGCGCUAGUGGAGCUCUUGCAUUGA